CGACCCCAAGGUGGGCGGUCCUGAGGGCGGGGCCCGGUGGCGGGGGUGUGGCCUCAGGGCUGUGUGAGGCUUCUCCGUGGAAGAUGGGGAGGACCAGAUUGAGUGGCGGGAAACUAGAGAUGAGACCUUUUUGAGUGAGCCAAUGCUUGGGGAGGCAGACGCUAAGGCCCCUUCCGAGAUGGUUGCGUCCAGGAAUUCCGAUGUUGAUGCUUCUUGGGGGAAGGUCAGGUCAAGAAGCAUAGGCCAUCAAAGCCCUGAGACCUGAGGCAGCAGACCCUUGGGGAGCAUUGAGGACUGACUGGAAGACACUAGUGAUUGAUGGUGGUGCUGCUGAGUUUUUUAAGGGUCCUGAGGCAGGGCUCUGUCAAGUCUUGAGUGAGCUGCUUACUAUCCUAAGGGGGUGGGUAUGUGUGUGUGGGGAGGGAUGGCCCAGUUGUGAUCUGGUGAAGGGUGGGGACUCUGGGAGUUCAAGGUGCCUACGAUGGGUUAGAGUCCUAAGGCUUCUGCAGGAAGAGAUAGGUAGGCAGAAACCCAAAGAACCACAACAAUGAGCUAGGAGAAGGGAAGCGGUGAGUUUCUGGCAGAGGGUAAACAUGCCAAAGACUUUGAGGCUGAGAAUUUGUUACUUCGGGAGAAAGAGGGAAUUUCUGUGAGGCUGAGCAGGGGUGGGGUGGGACAAGUGCUGGAGAAAGGAGCAGAGGCCAGACCGUUUUAACCCUAGAUCUGACUUCAUAGUGGUGGUGGAGAGAGGCCCCAUGAAGGGUUUUAGGCAAGAAAAUGACCUGGGAAAUGCAGGUUAGAAAGCUCUUCAAGUGAAUUCCUCUACUCCAGUGACUUCCAGAGUGACUUUUGUAUUGCUGCAAUUCUCAAAUUCUGUCCAUGUGCACCUAUAAUCUGAAUUUCCAGCCCUCUUUGCUUAUGAGUUCCACGUCCAAGUGCACAGGUGCCUUCAAUUUGAAAUAUUCCUACUGGGUGCUCCAGCUCAACAGAGGGAACAACAGCCAGUCAGGUGCCUGAGUCUGAGCAUCUUCCUCAGCUCCCAAGCCAGUCUGGUUGAUUUUGACUUCAUACAUGUGGCCACUGUCUGUAUAUUGCCGUCAUUUGAGGCCAUGCAACUUUGUCUCCUAGACCCCCUCAGGAGCAUUCUCCCAGCCUAUCCUUGAGCUCUUUGUUUCUUAUUCCAACCACACGACUGUGCUCACCUCAGGGUCAUCAGACUUGCUAUUCUAUCUGCCAAGAAAGGUUCACCCAUCUCCCCCAUGCUUGCUCUUCCUUUGGUUACCACUGCUUAUUGAUUCCUCUCCGUCUAUAUGUUAUGUUCGCAAGGUGGCCUCUCCUGACACCCAGUCUGUUUAUUUUUUAAUUAUUAUUUUUUUAAUUUUAUUUUUGAGAGAGAGCGCAGGGGAGGAGCAGAGAGAGAGAGAGGGAGACACAGGAUCUGAAGCAGGCUCCAUACUCUGAGCUGUCAGCACAGAGCCUGAUGCAGGGCUCAAACUCACCAACUGUGUGAUCAUGACCUGAGCCAAAGUUAGAUGCUCAACCGACUGAGCCACCCAGGCGCCCUUCACCCAGUCUGUUUAGACGAGACCAGGUAUCAGCACUUUUGACAUUUUGGCCCAGAUCCUUUUUUUGUGUGGGGGGCUGUCUGUGCUGUGCAGGAUGUUUAGGAGCAUCCCUGGCUUCUACUCCUAGUUGCCAGUUAGCAUAGCUCCCAGUUGUGACAACCAGAAUGUCUCCAGAUAUUGCCAGAUGUCUUCUGGAGGGAAAAUCCUGUGGAAUAGAUUUUCCUCUUUUAUAUUCUUAAAGCAACCUGUAUAGUUCUUUCCUGGAACUUACCAGAGUUACAACAAUGUAGUUUACUUGGGUGAUACUGUUUAUUGUCUGCCUGAUGGGCAGGAGUCUGGGUCUGUGCUUGUCUUACUACUCCAGCACGUAGUUAGUUCCUUGUCUGGUUUAUAAUUGAUGCUCAGUUCAUGUCUAUUGAAUGUCGAAAAAUGGAGAUUGCAAGCUAAGAAUAUCAUGAGGAACUGUUAAUGUCAUCUCAGGUUAAGGUGAUAUCCUGGGGCAAAGUCACUGUGGUGGGAAGGAUUUGCAAAAUCUUUAGAAAAUGAGCACUCGGAACAUGAGAAGAUGUGGGAAGUUUAGAGGAGUAAGUGGUGAGCUUCCUGCUUUGGGGCUGGGGCUGAGUAGAGGGUGGCAAUGGUUGAGAGAACUUGAAGGUGAACUAGUAGAGUGGGAAGUGCCUGCAGGGCAGGCAGGAGGUGGCUUAGGGUCAUGGGAACCUUGGCUGUCAAAGUAGGGGCUGCCUCUCCUGGUUCUUCUCAUCAGUGUUGAACAUGCUCACAUCUGAGCUUCAAGGAAGAAGUUUCUGGAAAUCCAGAGGCGUUCUGCUGUGGCCCCAAGGUGGGAGGAUCACCUUUAGGGACAGCCUCUGCCCUGGGGGAGGGAUGGGUUGGGGGGGGCGGAAGAGGGCGUGUAGAAGCAGAUGAGGCUGAGGAUUUGGGAGAAAGGCUGACAGGCUUCCAGUGGAAGGAUGAGAAGUUAGGUGGGGCGAGGAAGAGCCUGUGUUUGAGGAAGUCAGGUUGAACUGAGUAUCUGAAUGUCAGCAUUGAAAGUCCAGCUGAAGCUGAGGCCGGGGAUUGUCCAGGGUUCAAGCCUGCAGGGUCGUGUGUUCUAAUGCAUUCGCAGGCUACAUGCCCGAGUUUUCCCUGCCCUCGUCUCUUCAUGACUUAUCAGAGGUGAGGUUCUGAUGUGGCUCUCUGCCUCUGUCUAGGUGAGGGGCCAGAUGUCCUGGUGUACAGCCUCGAUUUUGGUGGCCAUCUGCGGAUGAUGAAGCGCGUGCAGAACCUGCUUGGCCACUAUCUUAUCCAUGGGUUCCGGGUGCGACCAGAACCAAACGGAGACCUUGACUCGGAGGCUAUGGUGGCUGUGUUUGGGAGCAAGGGACUCCGAGUUGUGAAAGUUAGCUGGGGACAGGGCCGCUUCCGGGAGCUCUGGCGCUCUGGCCUAUGGAACAUGUCUGACUGGAUCUGGGAUGCACGUUGGCUUGAGGGGAACAUAGCCUUGGCCCUGGGCCAUAACUCAGUAGUGCUAUACGACCCUGUGGUAGGGUGCAUGCUGCAGGAGGUGCCCUGCACAGACAGGUGCACCCUCUCCUCAGCCUGUCUGAUCGGAGACACCUGGAAGGAGCUGACCAUAGUGGCAGGUGCUGUUUCCAAUCAGCUCCUUGUCUGGUACCCAGCAGCUGCCUUAAUAGAUAAUAAGCCUGUGGCCCCUGACCGACGGGUCAGUGGGCAUGUGGGUGUCAUCUUCAGCAUGUCGUACCUGGAAAGUAAAGGCUUGUUGGCCACAGCUUCAGAAGACCGAAGUGUCCGCAUCUGGAAGGUGGGUGACCUGCGGGUGCCUGGGGGUCGGGUACAGAAUAUUGGGCACUGCUUUGGGCACAGUGCCCGUGUGUGGCAGGUCAAGCUACUAGAGAAUUACCUUAUCAGUGCUGGAGAGGACUGUGUCUGCUUGGUAUGGAGCCACGAAGGUGAGAUCCUCCAGGCCUUUCGGGGCCACCAGGGUCGUGGCAUCAGGGCUUUAGCUGCCCAUGAGAGGCAGGCCUGGGUGGUUACUGGGGGUGAUGACUCAGGCAUCCGGCUGUGGCACUUGGUAGGGCGUGGGUACCCAGGUUCGGGGGUCUCAGCUCUCUGUUUCAAGUCCCGUAGCAGGCCAGGUACCCUCAAGGCUGUGACGCUGGCUGGCUCAUGGCGACUACUGGCAGUGACUGACACAGGGGUCCUGUACCUCUAUGACUUUGAGGUCAAGUGCUGGGAGCAGCUGCUGGAGGAUAAACGCUUCCAGUCCUACUGCCUCCUGGAGGCAGCCCCUGGUCCUGAGGGCUUUGGACUGUGUGCCAUGGCCAAUGGGGAGGGUCAUGUCAAGGUUGUCCCCAUCAACACUCCAACAGCAGCUGUGGACCUGACCCUGUUCUGUGGGAAGGUGCAUAGUCUGAGCUGGGCCUUGCGUGGCUAUGAGGAGCUCCUGUUGCUGGCAUCGGGCCCUGGUGGUGUGGUGGCUUGCCUGGAAAUCUCAGCCGCACCCUCUGGCAAAGCCAUCUUUGUAAAGGAACGUUGCCGGUACCUACUGCCUCCAAGCAAGCAGAGAUGGCACACAUGCAGUGCCUUCUUACCCCCUGGUGACUUCCUGGUGUGCGGGGACCGUCGGGGCUCUGUGUUGCUGUUCCCCUCCAGACCAGCUCUGCUCAAGGAUCUUGGGAUUGGGGGCAAGGCCGGAGGUGUCACUGGAGCACUUGAAGCAGGUAGUGGCAGUGGUGGGGAUGAAACUGAGUGGGGCCCUGUGUCCACCCUCCCUUCUCUGCACGGGAAGCAGGGUGUGACCUCGGUCACCUGCCAUGGUGGCUACGUGUAUACCACAGGGCGUGAUGGCGCCUAUUACCAGCUCUUUGUGCGAGGUGGCCAACUCCAGCCAGUCCUAAGGCAGAAGUCCUGUCGAGGCAUGAACUGGGUGGCUGGGCUCCGUAUGAUGGCUGAUGGGAGUAUGGUCAUCCUGGGUUUCCAUGCCAAUGAGUUUGUAGUGUGGAGUCCCCGAUCCCAUGAAAAGCUGCACAUCGUUAACUGUGGUGGAGGGCACCGCUCCUGGGCCUUCUCUGAUACCGAGGCGGCUAUGGCCUUUGCCUACCUCAAGGAUGGGGAUGUCAUGCUGUACCGGGCUCUGGGUGGCUGUACUAGGCCACACGUGAUCCUCCGGGAGAGCCUGCAUGGCCGUGAGAUCACUUGUGUAAAGCGUGUGGGCACUAUCACUCUGGGACCUGAAUUUGAGAUGCCCAGCUUCAUGCAGCCUGACUACUUGGAGCCCGGCAGCGAGGGGCCUGGCCUGACUGACAUUGUGAUCACAUGCAGCGAGGACACCACUGUCUGUGUCCUGGCGCUCCCCACAGCCACUGGCUCGGCCCAUGCACUUACAGCUGUCUGUAAUCACAUCUCCUCGGUGCGUGCGCUGGCUGUGUGGGGCAUUGGUACCCCAGGUGGCCCUCAGGAUCCUCGGCCAGGCCUGACUGCUCAUGUGGUGUCUGCGGGGGGCCGGGCUGAGAUGCACUGCUUCAGCAUCAUGGUCACCCCAGACCCCAGCACCCCAAGCCGCCUCGCCUGCCAUGUCAUGCACCUUUCGUCCCACCGGCUAGACGAGUACUGGGACCGGCAGCGCAAUCGGCACCGGAUGAUCAAGGUGGAUCCAGAGACCAGGUAUAUGUCCCUAGCUAUCUGUGAGCUCGACAGGCCUGGCCUUGGCCCCCUUGUGGCUGCAGCCUGUAGUGAUGGAGCAGUGAGGCUCUUUCUUUUGCAGGACUCUGGGCGGCGGCUGCAGCUCCUGGCUGAAACCUUCCACCACAAGCGGUGUGUCCUUAAGGUCCAUUCCUUUACACAUGAGGCACCCAACCAGCGGCGGAGGCUGUUCCUGUGCAGUGCAGCUACUGAUGGCAGCUUGGCCUUCUGGGAUCUCACUACUGUGCUAGACCAUGGUUCCACUGCCCUGGAGCCUCCAACGGACCCCGGGCUUCCCUACCGACUGGGCACCCCCUGCCUGACCCUCCAGGCUCAUAGCUGUGGUGUCAACAGCCUGCACACCUUGCCCACACGUGAGGGCCACCUUGUGGCCAGUGGCAGUGAGGAUGGCUCCCUCCAUGUCUUUGUGCUGGCUGUGGUGGCACCAGAGCUGGAAGAGGCCGCUGGGGGUGCUGAGCUGGUGCCCCAGUUGGAUGUGCUGGAGGAAUACUCUGUCCCCUGUGCACAUGCUGCCCAUGUGACAGGCCUCAAGAUCCUAAGCCCAAGCCUUAUGGUCUCAGCCUCCAUCGACCAACGGCUGACCUUCUGGCGUCUGGGGCAUGGUGAGCCCACCUUCAUGAACAGUACCGUGUACCACGUCCCAGAUGUGGCUGACAUGGACUGCUGGCCUGUGAGCCCUGAGUUUGGCCACCGCUGUGCUCUUGGGGGCCAGGGGCUUGAGGUUUACAACUGGUAUGAUUGAAGUGUCCCGCGGUGGCCGGCAUGCUGGGUAUGGGGCCUGCUCGCAGACGGAGUGGAACAGGAGUGACUGUCUGUGCCCAUGCCCAGUGUGCCUUGAGGGGAGGAGGCGGCAGCCGCGGGUUCCUGACGUCAGA
Neofelis nebulosa (Clouded leopard) is the source of this 6160-nucleotide messenger RNA. RefSeq names its product WD repeat domain 6 (gene WDR6). Gene Ontology annotation, molecular function: protein binding. Lineage: Eukaryota; Metazoa; Chordata; Mammalia; Carnivora; Felidae. The record is from RefSeq and is a predicted model, not a curated record. Gene Ontology annotation, cellular component: cytoplasm. The transcript is spliced from 6 exons. Bases 2827 to 6027 code for a protein of 1066 amino acids. Gene Ontology annotation, biological process: tRNA methylation.